AUGUCAAUAUCAAAUCCAGCUAAAGCGAAUAUGGUGAAAGAAAUGAAUUUAUUUGAUAAAGAAUUAUUCUUUUAUACUGUUAUUAAAAAGCACCUCGAUUUUCCGGACUUAAAAUCCUGGAGCGCUUCAUUGACUGCUGUCCUUGACGAAGCAUUGGUAUUCGAAGAUUUAAAUGCAAUUAAUUAUAAAACAAGAAAUAAAUUAGAAAGAUUCGAUAAGGCUCACACGUUUCAAGCUUUACGCACGAUAGCAAGAUUCCACGCAUCUUCAAUUAUAUUUGAAGAAAGAAAAAGUGACAUACUAAAGAGAAAAUACUCCAUAAACGAGGAGUUCGGAAGCCAUUUUAAUCGAGGAGUUCUGGUUGAA
Messenger RNA from Iphiclides podalirius (scarce swallowtail), 366 nucleotides. The record is from the annotation of a GenBank genome assembly. Lineage: Eukaryota; Metazoa; Arthropoda; Insecta; Lepidoptera; Papilionidae.